AUGAGCAUCCUUGGCUAUAAACUCGGCCACAUCCGGGUGUUCUCUUCCUUGUUUUCACUCAGAAAAACGAAGAACAACUCGAAAUACUGGUCCAUGCUGAGCCUUGACGAUUACCGAGGACGACCACCAGCUGGUUCGGAAUACCUCGGCGGCUACAAACUCGAGUCCGAUCGUUCUUUUACGCCCAUCAGCAAAGAGAAAUCAUCAGAUGAGCAGGAAAUGGAAGAAAUGAUCAAUGCCAUGCUCCGAUCGCCAAACAAAGCUAUCGGCUUUGAACCAAAGAACUUUAUGCCUUCUUGA
This is a messenger RNA of Oikopleura dioica, 300 nucleotides long. The record is from the annotation of a GenBank genome assembly. NCBI's taxonomy places the organism in Eukaryota, Metazoa, Chordata, Appendicularia, Copelata, Oikopleuridae.